Molecule: messenger RNA, 1005 nt
Organism: Schizosaccharomyces octosporus yFS286
Lineage: Eukaryota; Fungi; Ascomycota; Schizosaccharomycetes; Schizosaccharomycetales; Schizosaccharomycetaceae
Exons: 1
Coding region: 1-1005 (334 amino acids)
Source: RefSeq, a predicted model, not a curated record
AUGGAACAAGAAAAGAACAUUAGUACUCUGGAAUGCAAAAGUACAGAUUUAUGUAUAUCUUCUCGACCUAGCAAAGAGUCAAGUCCUAACCCAAUUGAACCUUUGGGAAAGCAAGAUACCCCUCAUUCUCCUUCACAAAAAAGAACAGAGCACAUAGGUGAAUCUGGAAGUCAACCUCCACUUCCAGACGAACCGAUUCCUGAAGAAUAUCAAACAAAAAGCACAGAGGGACCCGAAAGCCAACCCCCUCUCCCAGAUGAGCCUUUACCUGAAGAGUAUCAAGGACCAGCUCACAAAGAAGACGACGCUCAACCACCACUUCCAGAUGAACCGAUUCCUGAAGAAUAUCAAACAAAAAGCACAGAGGGACCCGAAAGCCAACCCCCUCUCCCAGAUGAGCCUUUACCUGAAGAGUAUCAAGGACCAGCUCACAAAGAAGACGACGCUCAACCACCACUUCCAGAUGAACCGAUUCCUGAGAAAUCAAAAUCUAUAGACAAUGAUACUGAUCCUUCUAUUUCCGGUGCGGAUGUACUUAGCAGUCAGCCAUCUAUCGCUUGGUCGGAAGAUCAACAGGUAGCGGCAAUUUGGGACAAUAAUGCACAGGCGUACUAUUUUUGGGACCGCCGUACCAAUACCACAAGCUGGGAAAAUCCACUAGAAACUGCUCAGUCUGAAGAAGAACCCUCUGAUACUUAUGCUACGAGAGUACAGUUUAAUCGGUUAUCUGGUAAAUAUAUGCCCGAUUGGGCAACUCCUGAAAUGAAGAGUGAAGAAUACAAGGCUCACAAACAUAUGGGCCAAUUUUUUGAUGUAGACGCCGCCAUGUCUAGUACAGGAGGAAAAAGCCUCCUGGAGGAACGAAGAAAUAAAAAAUAUACUAGAAAGGAAAUGGAACAAAUGAAGAAAAGGAAUAAAGAAAAGAAGGAACAAAAGCGCCGAGCAAUGUUCGACAUCGCUUCAGACGACAAGGAUUUCCGGAGAAGAAAAAUUAUUCGUUAUUAA